Molecule: messenger RNA, 7768 nt
Organism: Phalaenopsis equestris
Lineage: Eukaryota; Viridiplantae; Streptophyta; Magnoliopsida; Asparagales; Orchidaceae
Product: mediator of RNA polymerase II transcription subunit 12
Exons: 13
Coding region: 635-7363 (2242 amino acids)
Biological process (GO): regulation of transcription by RNA polymerase II
Cellular component (GO): mediator complex
Molecular function (GO): transcription coregulator activity
Source: RefSeq, a predicted model, not a curated record
UUUCCAACCCUAUCUGGUUUUGCUGGGAACUGGGCUGUGCUUUCCCUGCUGUCUGCUUCUGUAACUGGGCAGGUGUUGCCCAAGCCCUAAUUCCUCUUUCGAUCUGUAAUUAGGUGGGCUUGUGCGGCUUUCUGGAGGCGGUCGAGGGUUUACGGCCAUACGGAUAUAUUGUGGAAAGCUGGCAUCUUUAUCCUAUAGCAAGAAGAUCACUUUGAAAUCUCUGAAAUCCCUGGAUUCUAUCUGUUGAUAGCUGGUUAUGUUUAGCUUCUUACACUUGUUUUGUUUAUUUCAAAAAGGAGUAUGGAAGGCUGCUACUGUGGAACCAUUAAUCUGAGGCAGUGAACUAAUUCAACUGGAGAUCCUGACUUAGCUUUUUAUCCUUUAAAAUUUGCUAUUGAGAACUAAGAUUGUUCUAAGGUGGUGGAUUGACUGGUAAACCUUCGUGGGUAAUGAGCACCAUCUGUUUCAACAUUAAAGCAUUUUCUUGUGAUCAUAGAUGAUUUUUGAGUCUCAGGUUGGCAGCAGAUUCUAUGAUUUUCAGUCAAAUAUAAGUUAGAAAGUAGCUGUACAGUAGCAUGUGCCUAAAGUAAUGGUGAUGGCAUUGGGGGCAGCAUGCGGGCUAUUUUAGAUAGAGAUGCAAAGGUACACUGCAACCAGCGGUGGUGCUGGUGUCAGUAUCAGUUCAGUUGGUGGUGUAUCUUCCAGGGAAAAUACAAGGGUGGAUCCAUCUUUUCUAUCUUCCAACUUCUCCCAGAAUUCCAGGCGGCCACAGCCCUUGCAUCCAUACAAGCUUAAAAUUGAUAGGGAACCUCUUAAUUUCAGACUCGGGCCACCUGACCUCUAUCCCCAGACUCCUAAUUGCCCAGAAGAGACACUAACAAAAGAAUACCUGCAAUCUGGCUACAAGGAGACUGUUGAGGGAAUUGAGGAGGCUCGUGAGAUUGUACUUACUACAGCUAGUUAUUUCACAAAACCAGAACUCAUCUUGAAAUGUAAAGAGGCGAUAAGAAGACGCCUUAGGGCUAUCAACGAAUCUCGUGCUCAAAAGAGGAAGGCUGGUCAGGUUUAUGGAGUGCCACUGACUGGUCAUCUAUUGAUAAAAUCUGGUUCUUUUCCUGAGCAGAGGUCUUCAAGUGAAGAUUUCCGCAAAAAAUGGAUAGAGGCCCUAUCGUCGCAUGGUAAACGACUGAGAUCUUUAGCUGAUUAUGUUCCACAUGGAUACAGAAGAAAGUCACUUUUUGAAGUUCUUAUUCGUCAUAAUGUUCCAUUGCUAAGAGCAACAUGGUUUAUUAAAGUGACAUAUCUAAACCAGAUUCGGCCGGCCUCUAGCAUUUCAUCGGGCACACAAGAUAAAGCUCACUUUAACCGCACAGAAUUGUGGACAAAGGAUGUUGUUGAGUAUAUGCAACAACUUUUGGAUGAAUAUCUCACCAAGGAUGGAUCUGGGGCUCCUGUUUCUAGCAGAGAUCAAUCAUCUACAGGCGUAUUGUCUCGUUCAGCACCAAAGAUUGACUCUGGUGGUACAACAUCUGAUGUUGAGGAGCCUUCAUCCCUAUAUAAGUGGUGGUAUAUGGUGCAUCUUUUGCGUUGGAGCUACUCCGAAGGGCUAAUACUCCCAUCUGUUGUGGUUGAGUGGGUACUUAAUCAACUUCAGGAAAAGGAUUCAACUGAUGUUUUUGAGAUGUUGUUGCCUAUUGUUUAUGAGGUCAUUGAGAUUAUUGCCCUGUCACAAACUUAUACUCGUGGGUUAGUGGAUAUAGCUGUUCGAUCUAUAAAUGAUCUCUCUGUAGGUGGUUCUACCAUAAUAGAAACUUCAAAAAAGUCAUCCCUUUCCUAUGCUGUUGUUGAGAUAAUUCGAUACUUGAUACUUGCUGUACCUGAUACUUUUGUUGCAUUGGAUUGCUUUCCUUUGCCCCCAUGUGUGGUUCCUGAUAUAUUUUCAGCACGGAAAGCUUUUAAGGUAACUAAAGGUAUAGAUUGCAUUCAAAUUGGUAAACAAGAUGAUCAUCUUCGUUAUCUGUCAUUUGGAUAUGCUGCAUCAUCUAUCCAAAAACGUGCAUCUAAUCUUGCAAAUACUGCAAAUCCUGGAUUACAAGGUCAAGGUGCUGCCAAAAUUGUACAGCUUUUGGAUAAAGCUUAUAAUUUGGGGGAUACAAGGUUAGCAUAUAAUGCUGUCUUUGAGGAUUUCUUUGAUUUGGCUGUUGAAGAAAAAUGGAUGGUGGAGGUCAGUCCAUCUUUGCGAUCUUCUCUAAAAUGGAUUGGGAAUGUUGAUCUGUCCUUUAUUUGUUCAGUUUUUUUCAUUUGUGAGUGGGCAACAUGUGGAUAUAGGGAUUAUCGAACAACUGCUCCAGAGAAUCAUAAAGUUACUGGAGUGAAAAAUUUUUCAAAAGUAUAUACUGCAGUUUUCUUGUUAAAGCUGAAGAUGGAGCAAGUUUGUUUUUCCCCGCAGUCUAGAAAUGCUAAUUUAUCGGGUUCAACAGGGAAGGCUGUCUCUUGUCCUGAAAAUCUUUCUUGUAUGGCUUCUCUAGAAAAUUCUAUUCCUAAGAACAAAAACACAAAUCAUGGUAAGAAUUGUGUGGAUAUUUUCGAAAGUCCGGGUCCACUGCAUGAUAUAAUUGUAUGUUGGCUAGAUCAACAUGAAAUUGGGAGGGGUGGAGGCUUUAAGCAUCUUCAAGUUCUCAUCUUGGAACUUAUUAGGAAUGGCAUAUUUUAUCCUCCUGCUUAUGUGAGGCACCUAAUAGUCAGUGGAAUAAUGGACAGAAAUGAAACUUCAUUUGAUUUAGAAAGAAGAAAAAGACAUUAUAGAAUUUUGAAGCAGCUUCCUGGUGCCUGUUUGUUUGAGGCCCUAGAAGAGUCAGAAGUGUUAGAGGCUGAAUUCCUGAAUGCAGCUGUUCAGGUUUACUCAAAUGAGCGUCAACUUGUUCUUCAUGGAUCUUUUGGUCAUUCUAGUCACCUGCCUAACAAGCAUGACAGUUAUGGACCUUUUUCCCUUCAGAGACAAAAGGAUCUAGCAUUUGCUUCUAAGGAAGGUUCCUCAAUGAUGUUAUUGGAGACCAACCGGAACUCAAAUAUAGCCUUUCAAUCUAGGCCAUUUGUCAACGCUAAGGUGAAGGACCAAGUUGCUGAGCUUAAGGUUUUGAUUUCAACUUUACUUCGUUUUCCAUAUACUUGCUCUGCACAAAUUGAAACACAAGUCGAUGAAUCUCCUGGAAGCCAAAAGAGACUUUUAGGAUCAUCUGGUAUCAGAUUUGAUUCAUCUGAAGGGAUAGUUUCUUGUGAGGAUUGUAGGGAAGCAAAAAGACAGAAGUUAACAGAGGAAAGGAGUUCUUCCCAUCAGAUUAUUGCUUCAAAUCAGUCAGAUGAUGAAGACACUUGGUGGGUGAGAAAGGGACCCAAAUCCGUAGAAUCCAUGAAGGUUGAAUCGGCUAAUAAACUGACUAAACAUGUUUCCAGAGGCAGGCAAAAGACAGUCCGAAAAAUGAGCCUUUCACAGUUAGCAGCAGCUAGGAUCGAGAGUAGCGAGGGUGCUUCAACUAGUCAUGUGUGUGAUAACAAGAUGAGCUGCCCACACCACAGAUCUGGUGUUGAUGGCAAAGUUUCCAAGGAAGCUUUCAGGUUGAAGAGUAUUAAUCUUAGUGAUAUUGGGAAGACUAUAAAACAACUUAGGUUACUUGAGAAAAGGUCAAUCUCUAUAUGGCUUUCAACAUCAAUCAAACAACUGGUUGAUGGAAGUGAAAAGACUGUUUCCAAACCAAGCAAUGGUAAUGGUUCCUUUUCAACGCCACUUGAAGAAAGGAACACAGUACGAUGGAAACUAGGGGAGGAGGAAUUAUCUACCAUCUUGUAUAUUUUAGAUAUUUCUUCAGACUUAAUAUUGGCUGUCAAGCUUCUUUUAUGGCUCUUAACGAAGACUUUCUGCGGGCAAAACAAUAAUGGUCAUGUUGGGAGAAAUGUUGUGAUGCUAACAAAAGGUAGGGAAAAUCAUGUUUGUCAAGUUGGGGAGGCAUUUUUUAUAUCAGCCCUUCAAAGGUAUGAGAAUGUGAUUGUGGCAACUGAUUUGUUGCCUGAACUCUUAAAUGCAGCAAUGCAUCGAACUAUGGCUACUCUGACACCUAGUGGAAGAUCUUUCUGUCCGGCUUUUGCAUACAUUAGAAAUUUGCUGAAGAAAUACAGAGACGUCUCUAGUGUUAUUAGAUGGGAAAAAAAUUUCAAAUCUACUUGUGAUCAGAGAUUCCUAACAGAACUUGACACUGGUCGCAUGCUUGAUGGAGAUAUUGGUUUCUCUGCUGGAGUUUCUGGAGGAAUCAGUGAUUUUGAUGAUUAUAUCCGCCAAAAGAUUACUGUGAGGGUUUCUCGAACUGGAUCAAGCAUGAAAGAAAUAGUGCAAAGGCAUGUUGAGGAAGCUAUGCACUACUUUUAUGGAAAGGAGAGAAAGCCUUUUACUACAGCUAAUGCUAAUUUUAAAAACUCCACUGAAAAGUGGGAUGAUGCUUGUCAAGUGGCACAAGAGAUUGUUACUGGACUUAAUGAUUGUAUUAGGCAAAAUGGUGGUGCAGCUCUUGAAGGUGAUCCUUCUAUAGUGGCUUCUGCUGUUUCAUCAAUUGUUGGCAAUUUAGGCCCAUCCGUAGUCAAAGUACCGGAUUUUAUAAACUGCAGCCACCAAAAUCUUUCAUCCUCUUCUACAUCAUUGAAUUGUGCUCGUUAUAUUUUAUACAUUCAUAUAAUUUCACUUUGUUUACUUAAAGAAGCUCUUGGAGAACGUCUCGGUCGUGUAUUUGAGAUAGCUUUGGCUGUUGAAGCUUCUGUGGCCAUUUCAGGAUCAUUAUCUUCUGUAAAAACUCAUCGAAAUCCAUAUCAACAGUCUCCUGAAGCUCAUGAUAUUAGUCCAAACCAUUCAAAUGAGAUUUUGAACAAUUCUGCUAAUGUUGUGGGUUUAAAGGUUGCAAAGGCUACCGCUGCUAUAUCUGCACUUGUUCUUGGGGCUAUUGUGCAUGGGGCUGUUAACUUGGAAAGGAUGGUCACAGCUUUUAAAUUGAAAGAGGGGCUGAAUGUUCUUCAAUUCAUUAGAAGUGCCAAAUCUAGUUCAAAUGGGGGGAUAUCCCGCUCUUUUGGCAAUUUCAAAUUGGAGCCUAGUGUUGAGGUUCUUGCACAUUGGUUUCGUCUACUUGUAGGGAACACGGAAGCAAUUUGUGAUGGAUUAGUCUUAGAAAUCCUUGGUGAGUCAUACAUAAUUGCUCUCUCUAGGAUGCAACGAAUGCUCCCUCUAAAUUUGGUUCUUAUUCCUGUAUAUUCAAUAUUUGCUAUGGUUAUUUGGAGACCCUAUGUUCUGAACAGUAGCAUUGCAACUCGUGAAGACAUUCACCUCUAUCACCUCCUAUCUUUGACUGUUACUGAAGUUAUCCGGCACCAGCCAUUUCGUGAUUUAUGUUUCCAGAACACUCAUGCUUUUUAUGAUCUUUUAGCAAAUGAUGUAGGUGAUUCUGAGUUUGCUGCAAUGCUUGAGCUACUUAAUCCGGAUAAACAGUUGAAGACAAGGGCAUUUGUCCCUCUCAGAGCAAGACUUUUUCUAAAUGCUCUCAUUGACUGUAAAAUGCCUCUCAAUACUUUGAUUCAGGAGGAUGGCUCUUUGAUUUCCGAGUCUGUUGAACCAAUGACAUUUUCUGAGAUGGAGCAGAACCUUUUGAGUCAGCUUGUGCAUGUUUUAGAUACCCUUCAACCCGCAAAAUUUCAUUGGCAGUGGGUUGAGCUGAGACUUCUUUUGAAUGAAAAAGCUCUUCUUGAGAAAAUUGACAUGAAGGACAUGUCUCUUGUUGAGACCAUUAGAUCAGUGUCACCAAAUGCUGACAAUUUUGCUGUUUCUGAAAGUGACAAGUUUUUGUCUGAAAUUAUCCUGACUAGAAUUCUUGUCAGACCUGAUGCAGCUCCUCUUUAUGCUGAAAUUGUCCAUCUCCUUGGGAGGUCACUGGAGGAGUCACUCGUGAUGGGUAUCAAAUGGAUUUUAGCUGGUAGUGAUGUCUUGUCAGGACGCAAAUCCAUCAGACAGCAGCUUGUUUCAGUUGCUCAGAGGAAGUGCCUCUCAAUAAAAACCCUUUUUUGGAAACCAUGGGGGUGGCCAAACCUCAUGGCAGAUAUUGCUUCAAAUAGAGGUGAAAAGAACAAAUUGGAUAUGGUUACCAUUGAAGAAGGGGAAGUGGUUGAUGAUGCCAGUGAUGCUAAAAGGUCCGGUAAGAUCAACUUUCCCACAGUUGAUGCGGACAACAUCACUUCUAGUCAGCAGUAUGUAAUUGAGAAAGCAAUCGCUGAAUUAAUACUUCCAUGUUUAGACAGGAGUUCUGCGGAUCUAUGCAAUUCAUUUGCUGUUGAGUUGAUAAAACAGAUGAAUAUGAUUGAUCAGCAAAUAAAUGUUUUCACUCGUGGUGGUAGUAAGCAGCCUGGUUUAGGCCCUUCAGGGGUUGAAUUGUCUUCGAACAAAGGUAGUAGUCGCAAAGGUUUGCGAGGUGGAAGCCCUGGGUUAGGUAGGCGAGCUAUAACAGCAGCUGAUAGCCCUCCACCAUCGGCAACAUCACUGAAAGCUUCCAUAUGGUUGCGGAUGCAAUUUUUAGUGAGAUUACUACCUAUUGUUCUUGCUGAUAGGAACUUGCGGCAAAUGCUUGCAUCUAUUAUACUUCAUCUGGUUGGAACCCGUUUUGUCCACGAGGAUGCAGAUCUUUCCCUGUCUAUGGUGCAUAUGGCUCCUCCAAAGAGGGAGAUGGAGGUUGAGGUUUCUGCUGCUGCAUUACUGGAUUAUUCGGGUGACAGCCUCUUUGAUACUUUCUUGUGUGUACUUCAUGGUUUAUUAAGCAGUUGCAAGCCUAGUUGGUUAAAGCCCAAGUCUGUCUCCAAAUCCCUUGUCAAAUCUCCUAGAGAUUUUUCAGCUUUUGAUUCUGAGGCAAUGGAAGCUAUGCAGGCCGACUUGGACCACAUGGAGCUUCCAACAACAAUUCGACGACGUCUACAAGCUGCAAUGCCCAUACUCCCUGUUUCCCUUUCCCUAUAUCCACCUUACCAUCCUCCACUAAUGCCAACAACAGCACCAUCAUUAUCGCCACCUUUAUCCUCUACCUUGGCCCCCUUACAUCGAUCCACGCCUUCACGUCCUCUCAUUAAAAAUAAGUCCCUCUCCUCCCAAGAUCUCGAUAAUGAAAUUGAUCCAUGGACAUUGCUCGAAGAUGGCACAGGCUGUUCUGUUGCUAGUGUUGGUGGCAGUGGAGGCUCAGUCAGUGGAGACCACUCCAAUCUGAAGGCCUGCAGUUGGCUUAAGGGAGCCGUGAGGAUAAGAAGAACUGAUCUGACCUAUGUCGGAGUAUUGGAUGAUGAAAGCUGACCACUUUUCUUGUAACAAUGUGCUUCUAAAAUCUUCCAUGGCAUGAAAGUUUUUCAAACAUGGCAUUUGGGGCAAAAGCCAAGGGAAUAUGGCAACUGCCAGUCUCCUCAGACUGAACCGUUCGUGCAAGAAUCAGACGAUACCAAUACAUUUUCUAACAUGUCCUGCCUUUUUUCUUUGUAUAGGGAAUAUUGAUUUAGUUCUCCAUUGAGGCAAGCAAGUCAACUCUGUGAGAUGUGCUCUCAACUCCAUUUUAAUUCAUAUAUCCCCUUUGUCUAUUUUUCACAUGAUAUGUUCCAGGUUCUAACGAUAUCAUGGAUUUGAUAAUGCAAUUGCUUCUGUUGUCUUUGACUGCUGUAUGUGACGUGACAACUCCAUCUAUCUUUAUAAGUACACACUUACAAA